Molecule: messenger RNA, 1186 nt
Organism: Sinocyclocheilus rhinocerous
Lineage: Eukaryota; Metazoa; Chordata; Actinopteri; Cypriniformes; Cyprinidae
Product: calcium-responsive transcription factor
Exons: 5
Coding region: 20-874 (284 amino acids)
Molecular function (GO): DNA-binding transcription factor activity
Source: RefSeq, a predicted model, not a curated record
GCAAAAGCUCGCGGCGAAAAUGCCAAACGGUUGUUGUCAACGAUUCCCCUCAAAGGGGUGGUUUGAUCGUAAACUUAGGGGGGUCGAGGAGGACACGAUGAAAAUGUUUGUCGUUUGGACGAAAGACAAGGCUUUUGGUGUGGACGACCCCAAACCCGUAUCCAAAAAAAUUAAGUGGAAACUCCUAUAUGUUCCUUUUGACGGGAUACCCUUCAUGGUGGUGGGGAGGAGGGUCUACUCCUGUCACCAAGGGGUAGACAAGCACAAACAUGAAAAACUGACUAGACAACUACAACUGCUUGAUGACCACUCAGACCAUUGUUAUGAAGAGAGGCGACGUCUUCAAGACUCGAAGAAACUGGACUGCCCAGCCAGAAUAUAUGUGGUUCAUCUAAUCAGAUUCCCUGAUUACAAGAUAUCUGAUGACAUUCAUAAACAGAGGAAGGAGAGCGCUGUGUGUCUGAGACGUGCCUUAACAAAAAACCCAUCAGCAGUGAAGCUGGAGGAGCAAUAUGUUGCCUGCUUCCCAGGGAUCGAGGAGCACAAAAACCAUCCUGUGGUAGGAGAGGUUCGUGAGCCAGUGGACACUAGCAGCACCCCUCCCAGUGACAGCAUCAUUCCUCACAAAGACACCAGCAAUCCUCCCAGAAACUCCAGCAAGACAAAGAAAAGGCAAAGGUGUGAGAGCUUACUGCAUCAAAUUUCAGAUCUCACAUACCGUCUACAGGAUGAGCCAUUUCUGGACUCCUUGACUUUUCGACUGAAUGACCUUUUGGAGGAUGUGAGGCGUCAUACCCCUCAUGAUGACACCCUUCCCCUGUCUUACACACCUCCAUCCAAAAAAAUAAUAGAUACCUCAAAACCCUCAGCAUAAUCCCCAAAACACAUCCAUCCUCUGGAAAGUUUGGUCAUGGUGCUGAAGCAGUGAAAGUAAGCUUCAAGCCUUAAAUGCAGAUGUAAUGUAGUUUUUUUGCUUGUUCCUUUUGUAUUAAUGACCACAAAAUAAUAAUUAUAAAACGUGUUUUUCCGAUUAUGGACGCUGAUUGCCUGAAACCUUUCUCCUCAGUUCUCCUCCUAAUUUUAAAGCGUUAAUUCAACAAUAUCUAAAAACAGCUUUAUGUUUGAAAAAUAAGAAGGGUGUAAAUUUGUUACAAAUUUGUUGUGAUUUUACUUUAUUUCUUUAUAU